Molecule: messenger RNA, 4921 nt
Organism: Hypanus sabinus (Atlantic stingray)
Lineage: Eukaryota; Metazoa; Chordata; Chondrichthyes; Myliobatiformes; Dasyatidae
Product: zinc finger protein 234-like
Exons: 3
Coding region: 3150-4541 (463 amino acids)
Source: RefSeq, a predicted model, not a curated record
GGUUUCGGUGGGGGUUUCACCAGCUUUGGACACCGCGCCCCGAUUGAGGAACAAUUGCCGCGAGCUCCGGACACAUCGUGGCCAUGCGGCCCAGGACAGGCUGCUUUCCCACUUUCUCAGUUCUGCGAACCGCACCCGGGCCCAGGGAAAUUUCCUACCGAUCAAUGAGGGUGCUGGGACCCUGACGGACAGAUGUCCGUGGGGUUUUCCGGGUAGAGAGAGGCUGCCAUGGAUGACUCUGCCGAGGCUUUACCCGCCAGUCUGUGGGCUGUGCUUGGAAUGGGAGUGGAUGGAUCUCCCAAACUCUGCCGAGCUUCUGCAUUCAAGCAUCUGGAACUCGGAACAAAACUAGGCUCCCGAGUUUAAUCUCGGAUGUAGAGCGUGCAGGACACCUUGGCAGAUAGGUCCGUGGUGAAUUAGGCUGUUAUAUUCAGAGAGUACGAGUCGGAGGUCUGUAGUUAGUGGUGUUCCACAGGGAUCUGUUUGGGAUGUAUAUCAAUGACCUGGAUGAAAAUGUAGAUGGGUAGGUUAGUAAGUUUGUAGAUGAUAUGAAGAUUGGUGGAGUUGUGAAGAACACAGAAGACUGACAAAGAAAUCAGUGGGGUAUAGAUCAGUUGCAGAUACGGGGACAGAUGGACAGAGUCGAUAUGGGAAGGCUGUUUCCCUUGGUGGGUGAGUCCAGGACAAGAGGUCACAGUCUUAGAAUUAGAGGGUACCCAUUUAAAACAGAUGAGGAGAAAUUUUUUUAGCCAGAGGGUCGUGGAUUUGUGGAAUUCGUUGCCACGUACGGCUGUGGAGGCCAGUCAUUGAAGGUUUUUAAGGAGGAGAUUGACAGUUUAUCUGAUUAGUCAGUGUAUCGAGGGAUGUGGGGAAAAAAGCCGGAAAUUGGAACUAGACGGGAGAAUAAUUUAGCUCAUGGUGGAGUAGCGGAGCAGACUCGAUGGGCCGAAUGGCCUACUUCUGCUCCUUUGUCUUGUGAUCUUGUGGAAUCAGUGGGAUAUAGAUCAGUUGCAGAUACGGGCAGAGAGAUGGCAGAUGGAGUUUAGUCCGGCCAAGUUUUAAGAGACAUUUUGACAUAAACACUGAGUUAAACUGACCGAUCCUUUGUUCGGUCCCCGAUGCCCCACACCUUCUCGUGGGUUCCAACACUCAAGCAGUGCUCACUAGUGUGUCUCCUGGUGUGUCUGAGGGGUGUCUCCCCAGACCUCACUUUUAUCCCUACUCAUGGGGUCUCGGGUGUCAAUCAGUUUUGAAUGGCUUAGCCCAUCAAACCAGCCCACUCCGGCUGUCCACUGAGGAAUUUUAAUGAACAGAAUAGUACCAAGUAAACAGCCCUCUCCGGAGCCAGAAGUCUUUCAGGAGUAAUAAUAUGACGUGUAAGUUAACCUUUUGGGAGUUUUGCCCGAGGACUCCCAAGUCCCCCUGCACCUUUGAUGUUUGAACUUUCCUAUUCAGAGGUAUAACAGCAUCAAAGGAAGCUAGAAAACAUUAUGAUGGACGUCUAGUCCAACUUUCGUCCAUUUUCUCUCAGCUACUCGUAAGUUCACAGAUAAAGUUAUUUAACUAUGGUGAAGUUUUAGUAAGUUAAUUCUUUUUAACCCUAGUGGGGCCACAGUGUUUAAUAUAUUUUUCAAAUUAUUGUUGAAAGAGUCAACCAUUUCAUUUACUGCGUAGGCAGACGGGAUUAGUCAGCUGUUUGGUUCAGUACAUCAUUGUGGGCUGCAGGGUCUGUUCCUGUCCUGUCCUGUUUUAUCUGCUAUAAUGUGUUUAGUUGAGACUGAGGUCUGAAAGAAUGUACUAGGUCUAUCUUCCAGUCAACGUAAAUGUUAAUUAGUUCUGCAAGAAAAAAAUCAGAAUUCUUGCAUCAACCUUGGUUCUUUAGAAAGUCAGCUCUGCUUUACGCCCUCCAGUCUGGACCCUUCUACCCGUGAAAUCAUUUUGUCCCAUUCUCUCUGAGAACAUGAUAUCCGAUGCCUUUGUCCAGGGUACCAAGUGACUUGUAGCGUUCACGUCACAAAGUGUCACACACCACUGACCUCUAUUGAGAGUCUAAUCACGUUCCCUUCAUAUCCAUUGCUAUUGGUCAUUUCACCACUGUCAGUCACUUGGAGGGGGAGGAGGGCUCAGAAUAACUAGAAAGUCUCCAGAAGACUUCAUGUCAUAUCAUGUGCUCUUUGUAGCUCUGUGGGACGUGCCCAGAACCUGAAAUAAUCUAACUGGGAGAGACAAACUGAGCCAAGUCACAGAUCGAUGACGGGCAGAAAUGUCCAUCGUGACACAGACGGAGAGUUUGGUGGUUGGUCUGGAUGCCUGAACAGUGCCCUGUUACAAAAUGAGGAGUCAUUUCUCCAACUUGCAUCGAGCCUUGCUGUCACUGGUCAGAGCUCACCGUAGAGUCUGAAACUAUCUCACAUCGGAAGCUGCCUUUCACCCACCGAUGUACUCUACACAUCUCUUUACAGGAGAGAGGCUUUGUGUACGGGAAUCUCAAGCACAACAAAGAGGGCAAUUACGGUCAGCUCGAAUCUCUGACUGGAGAGGAGGAGAUGCUUGAGAAGACAGCACAGCAGUCAGGGCAAGGAGAAUCCGAACAUGAGUUCAGUGUCGGGGUGAGAUUUGGAUGAACGGAGCUGGAGACACGCUGUGUAAAUUGCCUACAAGUUACUGAGGGGGACAACCAGGUAUUUUCUUUGUACCUCAUCCCAGCUCCAAAAUGAAUUUCCCUGAAAUCCAGUGGAACUGGGUUGCCGAGAACACACCAGCUUUUAUUCACCAGAGAUCAGUUCCUCAAAAGCAAUGAUUUUCCAAGGGAUUCACUACGUCUGACAUCCGAUUUGAUGAAUUGCCAGAGAAUUGAUAGCAGGGAGAUAGCAUUCACCUGCUGUGUGUGUGUGUGGGAAGGGAUUCACUCAGCCAUUCAACCACAGUCACACCAGUGAGUUGACACUGUGGAGAGUCCGUUCACCCGCUGUGUGUGGGAGGGGAUAUGUUCAGUCAUCGAGCCCAAAGAUACAUCAGCGAGUUCACACCGUAGUUCGACCGUUCACCCGCUGUUCUGACUGUGGGAUGUGAUUCAUUCUGCCGACCAAGCUUAAGCUCCGUCAGAAAGUAGUGCCGCUGAGAGCCUGUUCACCUGCUCCGUGAGCGUGAUGAGACACCGGCGGGUUCACACCGGGGAGAGGCGGUUCUCCUGCUCCGAGUGCGGGAAGGCGUUCACCCAGUCGUCCCAGCUGCGGACCCACCAGCGAUUUCACAGCGGGGAGCGGAACUUCAUCUGCUCCGUCUGCGCCAAGGGGUUCAUUCGAUCGGCUGACCUGCUGCGGCACCAGCGGGUUCACUCCGGGGAGCGGCCGUUCACCUGCUCGGACUGCGGGAAGGGGUUCACCCAGUCGUGUCACCUGCAGACGCACCAGCGGAUUCACAGAGGGGAGAGGCCGUUCGUGUGCUCGGUCUGUGGGAAGAGGUACCCUCAAUCGUCCCAUCUGCUGGUACACCAGCGAGUUCACACCGGCGAGAGGCCGUACUCCUGCUCGGAUUGCGGGAAGACGUUCACCCAGGCCUCCCAUCUGCAGGCACACGAGCGGGUUCACACCGGGGAGAGGCCGUUCACCUGCUCCGCGUGUGGGAAGGGAUUCAGCAGCUCGUCCAACCUGAUGACCCACCAGCGAGUCCACUCCGGGGAGAAGCCGUUCACCUGCCCCGAAUGCGGAAGCAGAUUUACUCGGCCAUCCGAGCUGCAGGCCCACCAGCGAGUUCACAGCGGGGAGAGGCCGUUCGUCUGCUCUGUCUGCGGGAAGGGCUUCAUUCAGUCAUCCGAGCUGCUGCGACACCAACGGGUUCACACCGGGGAGAGGCCGUUCACCUGCUCGGAGUGCGGGAAGGGGUUCACUCGGUCGUCCAACCUGGCGACGCACCUGCGAGCCCACACCGGGGAGAGGCCGUUCACCUGCUCCGUGUGUCGGAAGGGAUUCGCGAGUUCAUCCCACCUGAUGAGGCACCAGCGGGUUCACUCCGAGGAGAGGCCGUUCAGCUGCUCGGAAUGCGGGAAGAGAUUUACUGCAUCCUCUCACCUCCAGGCACACCAGCGGGUUCACACCGGGGAGAGGCCGUUCACCUGCUCAGACUGUGGGAAGGGAUUCACUCGGUCGUCCAACCUGGCGACACACCAGCGAAUUCACGCGGGAGAGAAGCCUUUCACCUUCUCCGACUGUGGAAAGAGAAUUACUGUGUCAUCUCAUACCCAGGCACUCCGGCGGGUUGACACUGGGGACAGACCGUUCAUCUGCUCCGAAUGUGGGAGGGGAUUCACUCGGUCAUCCAACCUAGAGAUACACCAGAGAGUUCACACUGGGGAGAGGCCGUUCACCUGCUCAGAGUGCGGGAAGAGAUUUACUCGCUCUUCUCAUCUACUGAGACACCAGUCAGUCCACACCGGGGAGAGACCGUUCAUCUGUUCCGAGUGUGGGAAGAGAUUCACCCAGCUGUCCCAUCUACAGACACACCGGCGAGUUCACUCUGGGGAGAAGCCGUUCACCCGCUGAGACCGUGGGCAGGGAUUCAUUCGGUCAUCCCACCUUGUGGGGCGACGCUGAGAGUCUGCACACGUCUUUGUGUGAGCAAAGAGGUUUACUAGCUGAAACACCAGCAACUGCACACGGAGGAAGCAGUUGAAGUAACUCUGUGUUAAGUUUUUAACCAUCACAAUUGGAGAACCCAUUUGCAGGAUUACGAGUGCGUGUUGUCAAAUUCUGCAGUUAUCGCUGCUGUUCAUCGCACCUGGGACUGAACCCUGGUCACUGGGUUUGUUCAGAUGACAUCAGCCUUUAAUUGGACUGGAGUUUAAUAUUGUGGAUCUGUCGUAAAUAAAUCAGGUCUAUUUUAAAACUUGUGUUUCAGGUUCUUCCUGAUGUGCAGCACACUG